AUGGAGGACGACGACGACGCUUUCUUGUACGGCGACGAGCCAGCCGCUCCUACCUCUUUAAAGCCUGAUGAUAUUGCCAACAGCGCAACAGCUCCUGGAGCUACGUCUGCUGGUUCUCAUGGAAAGCAAGCGUCAACCGACGUCGCAGCCAACAACGGGAACCAAGGUCAAGCUGAGGAUCACGAUGACGAGGACGAGGACGAGGACGAGGACGAAGACGAGGACAGCGACUCAGACAUCGAAUUCAUUAUCGACGCAAACACAGAAGCGCAGCAACAAGCACAACGGUCUGGCUUCCAGAGAUCAGGUGCACGUCCUCUUCCCAACCAGAGCACACCUCAACGCCCGCAGUCGACCCUCACAUCCGAGUACACGCCCCUCUCUCGAUCCCAGCUUCUAGCCAACACCAGUCCAGCUUCAACGACCGCUGCUGGCGCUGCCUCUCAACCAGCCGGCCUCUCCUCCCUCCUUCCGACCCCUCCCCGUGCAUCUCCCGCCAAGCCCCAGACCGCGCUCGAUGGCCUCGGUCCUGAAGGUGGACCUCCUGGCGUCCCCUCCACUGCACCUCGCCUCAAUCUCUCUCCCGGCCCAGAAGACCGCGCAUACCCCAAAGCAGAAGAUACCGUCGAAGAAGAAGAGGCUGAAGCGCAAGACAUCUUUGACAUUGAUCUGGAAGCUCUUCCGGAGAAGCCUUGGCGACGCUACGGUGCCGAUCUCACCGACUACUUCAAUUACGGCUUCAACGAGGAAACAUGGAGUCUAUGGCGAGGUAAGAAGGAACGCAUGACUGAUGCACGCAAACAAUCCGAGAGCACCUUCUUUGGCGGCGCGAGCAAUGGUAACAACGGCGCUAAUGACAUGAUGCAGCAGAUGAUCUCAAUCAUGCCACCACCACAAGCUAUGCAGGCUAUGAUGGGCCAGAUGGGGCAGAACACAGGCGCGCCACCCGGUCCGAUGGCUAUGCCACCCAUGCCACCCGAGCAGAUGAUGGCUAUGAUGGCGAGCAUGUCCGGCAUGCCUGGAAUGUCACCCAUGCCUCCUGGUAUGCCGCCCAUGAUGAUGUCAGGCAUGUUUGGUGGUCAACAGCCACCCAACGGCCCCAGCAAUCAGCAACAACAGCAACAGCGAUUCGGCAACUCUCCCUUCCCUCAAGGCCAAGGUCAAGGUCAAGGUCAAGGUCAAGGCCAAGGUCAAGGUCAAGGUCAAGGACAAGGACAAGGACAAGGACAACAAGAUGGUUCCAACUCAUCAUACCCUCAGUCGCAAGGGUAUGACCAGACAGGAGAUCAACAAGACACGGAACACGACUGGGAUGCACCCACAGGUCAAGCCUCACAACACGAUGACAGCACACCAAAAGUCAAAGAGGAAGACAUACCGACCGGUCUUGAACCACCGACAGGCCCCGCUGACAGCGGCAACAUGUCAAUGAGGCCAAUGUCUGAAGCAGACAUGUCGGCUUUCUUUGGCGCUUCUGGUGUCGAUCUUUCUCAAGUCGCUGCUGCUGGUAUCCCUGUUGCCACCAACGACAACAACAGUCAAACAGCCGAGCCAACUUGCGCUGCUAACAAGAAGUCGACUACUGGACGUGCUGCUCGCCAAUCAUCAGGUCCACCGCCAAAGACAGCACCUCUUGGACCAUCUGCAGUAAUCAAAGGCACUUCGAUCCGCGGUCGUGCCGCCGCCGCCGCUGCUUCCAUCAGCUCUUCUCGUCCUCGAGCUGUCUCGCCGACCCUGCCACCCAAUGUUCCAUCUGGACCCAAGAAUCCGGGCAAGCGAUACAAUGAUCGAGACACAGGCACUGGUGCAGCCGACUCGCUCGACUACGGCGCCACAGGUGGUGGAGGUGCAGAUGCAGCAGACGAAUGGGAUUCAACUCCACGCGAAACCCGUGAAUCAAACGGGUGGGACAGUCCGCCUCGCGCAGAAGACAAGAGUCGACGCGGUGGUCGCAGUAAAAGAGAAAGUACGCAGGAUCACACAAGCACCAAUGGUCGGGAUAACGACGAGGGUGGAUAUUCAUCACGUCGUGACAAGAGCAGUUGCUCGCGAUCUUCAAAACGCGGUGGAGGAGGUGGGGAAGACUGGGACGACGAGACCGCAUCCCAAUCCUCCACUUCGGGUCACAAGCGCAAAAGUGGUAGCUCGAGGGAACACCAUCGUGAUUCUCACCGUUCAGAUCGUGAUCGAGAGCGCGAGAAGGAGAAAGAAAGAGAAAAGGAGAGGGAAAGAGAGGCGAGGAGUCAAGCUAGAUCCGAAAGAAGAGCGGGUAGAGAUGUCGACGAGCCUGCUAUUCCAACAGGUCCAGCAGCUGGUGUGAGCAGUGGUGCAGGAGGGAGAGGUAGUAGGAAGAGGUCCGCCCCCGAAGAUAGAGACAGAGAGGGCGAUGCUGAUGGACCUCCUCCUGCGAAGACUUCUAGUAGGAGCGGGAAGAGCGGAGGUUCGAGGAAGAAGCGUUGA
Ustilago hordei is the source of this 2460-nucleotide messenger RNA. RefSeq lists its product as uncharacterized. The transcript has a single exon. Gene Ontology annotation, molecular function: RNA binding. Gene Ontology annotation, cellular component: mRNA cleavage and polyadenylation specificity factor complex. The record is from RefSeq and is a predicted model, not a curated record. NCBI's taxonomy places the organism in Eukaryota, Fungi, Basidiomycota, Ustilaginomycetes, Ustilaginales, Ustilaginaceae. The coding region runs from base 1 to 2460 and encodes 819 amino acids.